AUGCAGACAGGGCUGCGGAGCGCGGCGGCAGCCCGCUCCGGAGGCGCAGGGGUGACGGUGCAGGGAGACGCCAAGAAGCCCUCCCCCGGCCCUGGUGAGCAGCGCCAGGUAGCGGCGCGACGGGAGCAGAAACGGCCGAGGGCGCCCCUUAAGGAACGGGAGCACGUGGGCCUGGGAGAAUGGCGUCGAAAAGCCAGACUCCAAACUGGGGACGAGGACGGCCGCGGUGCCUGCCAAGAUCCUCAACACCGCCCUGCCCGACUCGCCCGGCAGAAAGCUCCUAAUCCGCAGACGCACCUUCCGGGGAGGCGCGCGCGCGCGCCGAGGCAAGAGCCGGAAGUUCCCCUGAGAACGGGCCUUCCCGCGAAAACCGCCGGCCGGAACUGCCAGGAGGUCCCGCCUCCGGGCGGAACUCCGGGUUGCCGGGCAACCGCGGUGGGAGACGCAGGCUGGCUCUGUGUUCCGUGGGGCAAGCCGAGUGUAGCUCCCACCCCCUGUCCUGGCAACUUCCUUUCCUGGCCGCCUUCCUUCUUGCCGCCUCUCCUUGCGUCGGGGAAUCCCUGCCCUUGGCAAUACGUACACCUCUCCGGCUCCCAAGACCGCUUAGCGCCCACCUGCUUGAAAGCCGGUAUUCACCCGAAGCGGAGCGACCUGGCCCCGGGCGUGGCCUCCACGCUGACCGACCGCACCUCCCUGGCCAUGGGCACCUACACCUACACCUACACCAGCCGGCCUCGGGCCCUGCCCUGCCAGCGCCGCCGUUACCGGGACCACCUGAUGCAGCUUGCUGAAGAGCCUGUGCAUCAUGGAAACAUAAUGUAUGACAGAAGGGUGGUCCGAGGCAAUACUUAUGCUCUACACACAGGACCUCUGCCUGGGCAGCCUGAUCCUAUAGAAAUUCAGAGACAGCAACAGGCUAAGAGGAGGGCUCUUGCCAAAAAACGAGCUCAAGAACAGUUCAGACCACGAACACCCGAGCCCGUGGAAGGCAGAAAGCACGUGGAUGUGCAGACAGAAAUGUACCUUGAAGAAAUUGCUGACCGCAUAAUAGAAGUUGAUGUGGAAUGCCAAACAGAUGCAUUUUUGGACAGACCACCAACACCACUCUUUAUUCCUGCCAAAACUGGCAAAGAUGUGGCCACCCAGAUACUAGAAGGAGAGCUCUUUGACUUUGAUCUUGAAGUUAAACCAAUGUUAGAAGUUCUGGUGGGAAAGACCAUUGAGCAGUCUCUUUUGGAAGUAAUGGAAGAAGAAGAGUUGGCUAACCUGCGGGCCAGUCAGUGUGCGUAUGAAGAGUUACGCAACGUCGAACUUGCUGAAGUCCAGCGACUUGCAGAGCAAGAGAAACGACACAGAGAGGAAAAAGAGCGCCGGAAGCGACAGCAGUGGGAGGUGGCGUACAAACACAGCGAGACCGAGCAGAAAGUGGCGGCGCGCGUGUUCGCCCAGCGGUACCUGGCCGACCUUCUCCCCUCGGUGUUCGACAGCCUCCGGGACGGCGGCUACUUCUACGACCCCGUUGAAAGAGAUAUUGAAAUAGGAUUCCUUCCAUGGCUAAUGAAUGAAGUUGACAAAACAAUGGAAUACAGUAUGGUGGGAAGAACAGUGCUUGACAUGUUGAUUCGUGAGGUGGUUGAGAAGAGACUGGCUGCGUAUGAGCAGAGGGACGACCAGCCCCCGGCCGGGAAGCCGAAGGACGAGCUCGGGGGCUCCGGGAGGACGACAGAACCACCAGUGGGUUAUGAACUCCAGGAACAAAGCACAGCACAGCCACAGAGGCCGCUUCUGGGAAGAGACUCCCUGCAAAGAACACCAGAUGAUGGAAGGUAUAUGGAGAGUGUGUUAGCCCAAGAAACGAAGCUUAUGGAAGAAGGAGAGUAUGAGCAAACAAAAAUAAGGAAAACCUCGGGGACAGGAGUGCUACGACCAAGGGGAGACUUCCAGCCAUGAAACCAAUCAACGGCCAGUCAGCAUUGCAAGCAAUCAGGUAAUGGUGCGCAGGCUCCCUCGGGUUAUGGAAAUUAUGUUGCAUUUACUCAACAUGUCUUUUUGUCUACUGGAUUGGACAAAUCAAAUAUGUUGAAAUAAUAAAACUAACUGAAAUGAAA
This is a messenger RNA of Leopardus geoffroyi (Geoffroy's cat), 2108 nucleotides long. RefSeq names its product radial spoke head 3 (gene RSPH3). The record is from RefSeq and is a predicted model, not a curated record. Gene Ontology annotation, cellular component: cilium. The coding region runs from base 1 to 1950 and encodes 649 amino acids. Lineage: Eukaryota; Metazoa; Chordata; Mammalia; Carnivora; Felidae. The transcript has 9 exons.